AUGGUGACACAGCGCAAACAAGCCGAUGGGUUUUCCUUUGUGGUGAUACUGAACAGGAUCAACAAGAAAUCCUCGCAACGGGAAUCUGUGCGGCUCGAACCCCAUCCACCGUAUCUGAGACCGACGUCACUAGAAGCACGUCAUUGGGGAGCAACAUACGCGCUAUAUCGUUUCUGCAAUGGUAUCCAAUUGAACCGCGUUCUACCGCCCGGGCCUCGCGAAUACUGGAACAAUCUUUCUGCUGAGCACAAGAAUGCCCCAGAGCAUCAGAAAUGGAUGUACGAUGCUGACCCGUUUGCAGCACGGAAGGCCGUGGAGGAGCGGCAGGCCAAAGCAGCUCAGAAGGCGCAGGCUUCUGGUCGAGAAGCACAAUGCAGCAUUGUCUCACAGACGUCCGGCGAAUUUCUGAAUGCCCCGGAAGCAAAAAUGGCUAGCAGCCUACGCGACGUCGUGGAGGAUUCUAUUAAGAAGGCGAUAGCCCUUUACCCAGAUGCGGGGAACGACGAACGACCUGUCAUUUCUCCAGAGGAUGCGCCACAAAUACUCCGGAACCUGGACGCACUGGGUUUCAAACUCGCCCAGGCUCGGGGGGCUAUCGCCGCCCUAUCGCAGCCAUCGUCUUUGAGUUCGAAUCUUCUGAAGACCAUCCCACCUUUGCAAGCAUGCAUCGAGUAUCUCAUACUGCAGAUGCCCGAAUGCGAUUUACCACGGCAGUUUUUGCCAUCUGCCAACUCCUCAGAUCCAUUUGUGACGGCCACUCAUUCGGGAACCAGCGACAUCAAAGCACGGUGGUUAGAAGAGAAAGCCGUCAAGGAGUGCGGUUGGCCAGCUCACAUCGUCAGGGAAUGCGUGGCGGACCACAAGCUGGCCAACGACUGGAGACUAUUGUUAUCUGCACUUAACAGGAGGUUGAUUGGGGAGUCUGCUGAUCUCAUUGCGUCCGAUGCGAGUAUCGACGAUGAUGCGGAAGUCGUAAACGAAGAGGAGCUUCAGUCCAUUGGCGGGCAGACAUUGGACGGCGGACAAAUUUUAAUCCGUCCCCCCGUUGCACCCAUAACGCUCGUCGUCUUUGCAUCUCAUGAUCUCAAAGUGUCAACCAGGGGAACUCCCCCGCCGAUGUACAUCGCAUCCGCAAGUGUCCCAGCUUACAUUCGGCUUCAUAUAGUCUCCCAGCUCCUUCUAUCAUUCAAAGGCGGUACGUUCAUGGACCCCGGAGACAGUUUUGUAAUGGCUGCCAUCCGACUGCUGGAAGAGCAGUGGAUUGCUAUCGAAGAUAACGGGCCACCGGAGAUAUCUGUUGUCCUACAGCAUCUCGUCCCUCGAAGCUCUGAUGCGCCACUUGUACACGCGCCACCUCCGGUAGCCUCCCAUUCGAAUAUCAUGGACAGCCGAAGGAGAAGAGCGGCGUGGAAACCUGAUGACCGCUCAGAUGAUGCAGUCAAAGUUCAAUUUCUGGACCUUUGCAAGACCGAGCAGUACGAGCAACUUCUAGAGUCUAGGUCAAAGCUCCCUGCGUUCUCCGCAAAAACACAAUUCCUGAAAUUGUUGGAAAACAACCGGUGUGUCAUAGUGGUUGGGGAGACAGGGUGUGGAAAAACCACCCAACUCCCACAGUUCGUCUUGGAUUCUCUGAUUCUUGCUGGUCAUGGAUCGAGAGCAUCCAUAGUCGUCACCCAACCGCGGAGGCUUUCUGCUCUCGGCGUUGCUUCCCGUGUCUCUGCCGAGAGAUUGGAUGAUGGCUCGGUAGGGUAUGCGAUCCGUGGAGAGAGUAAACAGAAUAGAAGAACCAAGUUAACGUUCUGCACCACGGGUGUAGUCUUACGCCGGCUUGGCUCCGGGGACCGGCUAAGCAACGUCUCACAUGUGAUCGUAGAUGAGGUGCAUGAACGUUCGGUCGAUGGAGACCUCUUACUUCUUGAACUGAAGGAGCUCUCGAGAACUCAUCCGACGCUUAAGGUGAUACUGAUGUCUGCAACCAUUAACCAUGAGAAGUUCAUCGAAUAUUUCGACAACGCACCUCUCCUUACAAUCCCCGGAUUUGCGCAUCCUGUAAAAGACAAGUAUUUAGAAGAUCUGCUUCCUUCGCUUGACUAUAAGCCCACAAGUCUAGGGCGUACAAGGAAAGGGAGAGAUGAUGUCGAAGAAGAGUAUAAAACGCUUUACGACGAACUGGCGCGGUUAGACAUUCAAGACGAUACAAUAAAGGCUAUCCAGACUAUUAGCCGUUCUGAUCGGAUUGAUUAUGAUCUCAUCCUAGCUGUAGUCCGACAUAUCAUAUCAACUGCAUCGAAGAGAGGGGCUAUACUCAUAUUCCUCCCUGGUGUUCAAGAAAUUCGACAGUGCAUCGACCGAUUGCGGGAUAUCCAAAACGCUACGAUAUUACCCUUGCAUGCGAACCUUUCCAGUGACGAGCAGCGUCGAGUAUUUGCCCCGGCGAUGAGCUGGAAAAUUAUCGUGGCAACAAACGUCGCUGAAACAUCCAUAACUAUCGACGAUGUCAUAUACGUCAUUGAUUCCGGGAAAGUCAAGGAAACACAUUAUGAUCCAGAAACUGGGCUUACUAGGCUACUGGAGCAGUGGGUCACUCGUGCCGCAGCGAGGCAAAGGCGGGGACGAGCUGGGCGGACGCAACCGGGCGUCUGUUACAAGCUCUACACCAAAAUGCAGGAGAGGAAGAUGGCGCCUUUCCCCGUCCCAGAGAUCAUGCGAGUACCUUUGGAAAGCAUAGCACUUGUGGUCAAAGUGGUCCACAAUGACGUGAAAGGAUUUUUAUCUCGUGCAUUGGACCCUCCAGAUACAGCAACGAUGGAUAGCGCAUUGCGUGUGCUCGAGGACUUAGCUGCUCUUAAUGCAGACGGUGAAGUCACCCCCCUUGGGCGGCACAUGGCAAUGUUGCCAGUCGACCUGAGACUGGGAAAGAUGUUGAUUCUAGCCACAAUCUUCAAAUGCCUUGGACCCGUACUAACUGUUGUGGCUUGCCUGUCCUCGAAACCCCUUUUCGUCAGCCCUCUGGAUAGGCGCGAAGAAGCGACGCGCGCGCGAGCCCAUUUUGCAACUGGAAAUAGCGAUCUCUUAACAGAUCUUCACGCAUACGACGAAUGCAUGCGUCUUCGCGCUGAGGGAAAGCCAAAUAACGUCAUCAAAAGGUUCUGUGACGAGAACUUUAUUUCUGCCUCAACCAUCCGAGAUAUUACCUCGUUGCGACAAGAUUUCCUCUCAUCGCUCUCCGAUCUCGGCUUCGUUUCGGCGUCUUCGAAGCCCAAUGACACUGUGCUCAAUGUGAAUAGCUCCAACGAGAAUUUGCUUAAAGCAGUCAUUCUCGGAGGACUCUGGCCUCGUAUUGCCCGGGUAUCUCUACCCAAAUCGGCGAUCAAGUUCGAUCGGGUGCAAGCAGGAACGGUGCAGCGAGAGAACACCGCAAAAGAAUUCAAGAUGUACGAUUUGCGGGAGGGCCGAGUCUUCCUGCACCCCGCAUCUGUCCUCUUCGGUGAAGCUGCGUGGAAAUCUCCGUUCUUAACAUACUUCCAGAAACAGGCAACCACCAAGGUUUUCCUGAGAGACGCUACGGAGGUUCCGAUAUACGGGCUUCUGCUGUUUGGAGGCGCGGUAUCAGUGAACCACGUCGGUGGAGGCUUGACGAUCGGAAGCAAAGACUCGGUGAUCAAGUUAAAGGCGUGGCCCCGCAUCGGGAUCCUAGUCAACCAGCUACGACGGCUAUUGGACGCACAACUUAAGCAAUGCAUCGACGAUGGAGUCACGUUGGAUGUAGGGCAAAACAAUCCCGUGUUGCAUGCGAUGUUGGCGUUACUCCAGAACGAUGGGUUAACGUCAAGCAUUGAAGGACCGAAUCUAUGA
Messenger RNA from Fibroporia radiculosa, 3855 nucleotides. RefSeq lists its product as uncharacterized. Gene Ontology annotation, molecular function: ATP binding; RNA binding. The transcript has 16 exons. The record is from RefSeq and is a predicted model, not a curated record. Gene Ontology annotation, cellular component: intracellular anatomical structure. NCBI's taxonomy places the organism in Eukaryota, Fungi, Basidiomycota, Agaricomycetes, Polyporales, Fibroporiaceae. Bases 1 to 3855 code for a protein of 1284 amino acids.